AUGAACACAAAAGUGCGACAAUCAAAUUUAAAUACAACAGCUCCAUCAAUUAACGAUCCCAUAAAUAUCAGGACGAAAGAAUUAAAGACCCCUUUACACUUGGCAGCACAAUCUGGUAGAGAAACUGCUGUAGAAGCACUUCUAUCACUUGGAGCUGAUGUAAACAGUCGUUCAGGCAAUCGCUCUUCACCGUUGCAUCUUGCAGCUGUUAGUGGACACAUCUGGGUGUUACGAUACAUAAUAACAAGAAAGGGGAGGAUCAAUGCAAGAGACGAUGAACAAAUGACGCCACUGCAUAGAGCCUGCUUGUUUGGUCGAGUUGAUGCCAUCAAGUACUUACACAGCAGUGGUGCGCAUAUCGAUGCCCUAGAUCGCGAUAAUUACACACCGUUGUUAUGUGCAGUAUGGAAGGGACACUGCGCUGCCGUUGAGUAUCUGCUAAAUAGUGGAGCAAACAUGUCUUUAACAGACGCAAGAAUGAGAAAUGUUCUGCACGUGGCUAUACAUGACAAGCAAAUACACACGUUAAAGUUGCUGUUAAACAAAGGAGCGUAUAUUUUAUUAAAUAGACCAGAUAAGGAUUAUCGAACACCUAUUCAUUACGCUGCCGUUUCCGGCAAUGUCAAGAUUAUCGAAACCUUGUUGGCUUACAAGCCCCGUGUUAGUUUGCGAGACAAUGAAGAGAAAUUACCGAUUCAUUUAGCAGCUUUGUCUGGAAAGACGAAAGUGGUCUCACUUCUUGGUGAUGUAUCUCCAGGUACUUUAAACAAAACGGAUGAUAGAGGAAGGACAGCUAUUCACAUCGCUGCCAUGAAUGGAUACUUACAAGUUUGUGAAAAGUUAAUUGCUAUGGGAGCAGAAAUCUCCGUUAAAGAUGAUGUGCAGUGGACCCCUUUGGAUUACGCUGCAUCAAAAGGUUUUGCUAAAGUUAUGAGCCUUCUGAUUGAAAACAACGCGAAUGUGGAAAGUACUAAUAAAAACUCAGAAACGGCAUUACAUCAUGCAGCGUCACACGGACACGUUGAAUGUGUCACCAUGUUGUUGAACAAUGAUGCAAGUAUCACAGCGACAACCAACAACGGAAAAAGUUGCUUAGAUUUAGCUGUCGAGAAUAACAGAAAAGACGUUUGUUUGGCAUUGAUCAAACAUAAAAGGUGGAAGGACGUAAUGAGAAAAGUAGAUGACUGUGGAAAAAGACCGAUGGAAAAACUUAUUGAAUUUGUACCAGAAGUAGCCGUAGCUGUAUUAGACAACUGCAUAGAAGUCUCAAAUCAGCCUAAGGAACACAAAGAUUACUGGGUCACUUAUAACUUUGAAUUUUUAGACAUAUUACCAGAAACGAAGAAAGAAAAAAUAAUAACCUAUUUCGGUCCAUCAAAAAUGGCCAAGUUUAACCGCGAAAUACUAUUAUCUCAUCCAGUAUCUGUUCAGUUGGUCAAUUACAAGUGGGAGGUUAUAGGAAGAAAAAUUUAUUUUCUCAUGCUCUUUAUAUAUAUGUUGUAUGUGGGAUUACUAACCGCUCUACUUGUCUCAGAGGUUGAUCAUAAACGACUCAUGGAUUGUACUAAAGUGACUGUAUCUUUGGCAGCUAUAUGUUUAUUUCUGGCGGUGAUCCAGCUUCUAAAAGAAGUGACACAGAUGGUCACCAUACGAUUGGAGUAUUUCUUUGAUUUGGAAAAUUAUGUGGAAAUUAUUUUAUAUUUUUCCAGUAUUCUGUUCACAUUACCCUUUCUACUCGAUCAACAUCAUUGUGGCAACACAGUUCCAGCAUAUUAUAUAGAAGUUGACAAAAUAAAAUGGCAGGCUGGAGCAGUGUGCAUUUUUCUAGCGUGGUCUAACUUACUAUUACACUUAAAAAGAUUUCCUUUUUUCGGAUUAGUGGUCGUAAUGUUUAUUGAAGUUUUAAGAACCAUCGUAUCUGUUCUGGCUGUAUUCAGUAUCGUCAUCAUAGCAUUUGGUCUGUCGUUUCACACGCUGCUAAAACCUGUCUCAGAGUUUCAGCUUGUUGAAAAGUCUCUUGUUAAGGUCAUCGCUAUGGUGGUUGGAGAAUUUGAUUAUUCAUCGGCAUUCAAUGCACAUUAUGACAAAGAAAACGAUAUGCCAUUUAAGUCGCUAACGAUUGUGAUGUUUCUAAUUUUUAUUGUAUUAUGUCCUAUUGUGAUGAUGAAUCUCAUGGUUGGUUUAGCUGUAGGUGAAAUAGCUGAAGUAAGAAAGUCUGCAAAACUCCGUAUGCUUAAAGCACAAGUUGAACUUAUCAAAGACCUCACAAGAAGAUAUCCUGAGAGUUACUUAAGACGAUUCUACAAGAGCAAAAUUACCAUUAAGCCUAAUCAAAGAACUUUACGGCAAAGGUUUAUGGUCUGGCUUAGUACAUUCAAUUAUGACACCCUGACAGAUCCAAAUAAUGAUGAGUCACAGGAUGUGUUGAGAGGAAAAGCAAAUCGAGAGAUGGAAAGACAGUUGGAACAACAAAGAAAGAGACUAAAAAAGUUAAAUCAAGUAAACGAAGAGCAAAGUGAAUUAAUACGAAAAAUAUUGACUCAUAUGAACGUCGAAAUAAAAUCAAACUCCCCGGCGCCUAUACGUAUUCCAGAAAUGUCUGACCAAAAAUGGUCUGUUUUAAGAGAAUGAACAGUGUACGUACGUUCUAGGAGCAAGUGUUAUGCGUUGUACAAAGCAAAGAAAGAAGAAAUUUAAAAACACGAACCCAGGAUCUAUUCGCCCUCUGAACUUUUACUAUUUUAGGGAAGUUAACGUAAAUGUAAUAUGUUUUUACUAUUUUAAAUGUAUAACUCAAAACAUAAACUAUAAUACCUCGUUUCCAGCACUUCUCCAGGUGGCUGUAGCUGACGUAAACAAACUCAUCGAUUAAGUGCCAAGUGAUUGUGUGGUUACAGGCUAGCUGCUAAAGUAGUUCAAAUCUCUAUAAAUCGAAUAUUUCUAU
Molecule: messenger RNA, 2944 nt
Organism: Hydractinia symbiolongicarpus
Lineage: Eukaryota; Metazoa; Cnidaria; Hydrozoa; Anthoathecata; Hydractiniidae
Product: transient receptor potential cation channel subfamily A member 1-like
Exons: 9
Coding region: 1-2631 (876 amino acids)
Biological process (GO): monoatomic ion transport; transmembrane transport
Cellular component (GO): membrane
Molecular function (GO): monoatomic ion channel activity; protein binding
Source: RefSeq, a predicted model, not a curated record